Messenger RNA from Panicum hallii, 1508 nucleotides. RefSeq names its product cytochrome b5 domain-containing protein RLF-like. The transcript has 7 exons. The coding region runs from base 749 to 1366 and encodes 205 amino acids. The record is from RefSeq and is a predicted model, not a curated record. Gene Ontology annotation, molecular function: heme binding. NCBI's taxonomy places the organism in Eukaryota, Viridiplantae, Streptophyta, Magnoliopsida, Poales, Poaceae.
AAGCUCUAGCUGACUGGACAGGUGACGAGGUAAGCUAGCGUAGUGAGUCACGUCAGCGAAAGGAUGAAAUUGAGCCGGUUUGGAUAGUUGGAGAAUCGAUUUGAAUUUUUUUCAUAGUUGAGCCAAGCUGCUGAAAAUGGACCGCGAGUGAGAGGGAACCGGAUCCUCUGAGAGACCAUGGCUCCCUGGGUAGCCCUAGCCGACAGGCUAGCGGGGUCCAUCCUUCGUUCUGGGUUUCCAUGGGGGCCCAGUUCGGCCCAACAGAAUCGCGGCGCGCUGAAGAAGCUGAACAUCCCGAGGCCACGACCGCGUCGAGAGCAUCGCCCUCUGCCGUCGAACCUCCUCGCCGUGCACAGCACCGGCGUCUGUCCUGUCCGCCGGCCAGCCGCCCACCCCACCGCCUCCGCGCCUAUCGCCUCCCGCAUCCCGCCUCCCCGCCACGCCACGGGAAGCCCGGGCAACGCCGACCCGAUCGCCGCCUUCCUGGCAGCCAGCGCGCCGCCCCGUGAGCCCACCCGACGGGGCCUCGCAUUCUUCACGGACCUCGCGCUCGCCACGGUGCUCGGCGGGCGGAGAGGCGUCCGUCGUGCUGCUCCGAGCGAAGGGGCCACGAUCUCUAGGACGGUCCCGGGUGCGCGCUCCGGCAGCACCUCAGGGAUUGAUAGACAAUUGAUUGUGUCCCACCUAGGUGCAUUGGAUCUAGUUGCUGGCUAGGAAGUACACUAGGACAGAUUACUUUGUCUCGGAGAUGUCUGAUGGGGAUUCAUCUGAUUUCACCUUCUACAAGUUUAGUUCUGCAGAAAAUAGUGGACAAUUAGGAUCUUCUACAGCCAUUCCUGUGCCAAGCAUUGAAAAGAAGAAUGGCAUGGAAACUAAUGAUUCACAUAAAGAUAGAAGGGCUGAUAGCAGCAUCAGUGCGUCGACACAAGACUAUAACAUGAAAGAGCCAGUUACACAAACAAGUAGUGAAGAAGAAUCAAAUGUUCCAUCUCAGGGAGAAUCUUCAUCGAAGAAACCUGUAGCGCGAGCAAAGGUUCCUUUCGAGAAGGGCUAUAGCCAAAUGAAUUGGCUAAAGCUGACACGUACGCAUCCUGAUCUAGCUGGGCUUAAGGGGCACUCAAACCGAAGGUUAAUUUCUUUGGAAGAAGUUAAGCAGCAUAAAACUGGAGACUGUAUUUGGACAGUUCUUAAAGGUCGUGUAUACAAUAUUGCUCCAUACAUGAAAUUUCACCCUGGAGGAGUUGAUAUGCUUAUGAAAGCUGCUGGAAAGGACUCCGCUGCUAUGUUCAAUAAAUACCAUGCUUGGGUAAAUGCAGAGUUCCUUUUAGAGAAGUGCCUUGUCGGAUUCGUUGAUCCCAACGAGUAGAUCUGCACAGUUCGGGCCAGAAUGGCAUUCUAGUAUCAUUUUUGUACUCUUGAUCAUCCUCUGGUGACUGGUGCUUAUGUGCAUUGGCCGAUGAAUUAAAGAAUGUAUAUACUCUUGCUUCACGAUGGGAAUAUGAUGAUUA